UUGUUCAAGAGCGGAUGCAUGCCGAACCUCGAAAUGGCAGUUGCUCAAAUAUGCUGUCUUCUUCUGAUAGUAUUUCUCAAACGAGUAGAUGGUCAAGCAUGCCCAUCAACCGGAUUCUCAUGUGUUAGCAACUGUAAUGCCGCAGGAGUAGUUCCCACUUUCACGUGUCCAAUUGGUCAGGUGUGCUGUUUAGAUCCCUUUAUAAUACCGACAACAACCAUGCCACCCUGCACUUUUGCCGGGAUCUCAUGUGUUGCCAAUAGUAACUGUAACCCCACAGGAAUUGUUGCUACUCGGCAGUGUCCAAGUGGUCAGGUGUGCUGUGUCGAUGCCCUUACAUUACCAACAACAACGACCUUAGCAACAACGACCCUUCAACCCUGCACUGAUGCUGGAAUCUCAUGUAUUGUCACGAGUAGCUGUAACUCCGUUGGAAUUAUUACUAGUCGCCAGUGUCCAAGUGGUCAGGUUUGCUGUGUCGAUGCCCUUACUUUAGCAACAACGACCUUAGCAACAACGACUUUAGCAACAACAACACUUCAACCCUGCACUGAUACCGGAAUCUCAUGUGUUGUCACUAGUAACUGUAACUCCUUUGGAAUUAUUCCUGGUCGCCAGUGUCCAAGUGGUCAGGUUUGCUGUGUCGAUGCCCUUACUAUAGCAACAACGACCUUAGCAACAACGACCUUAGCAGCAACGACUUUAGCAACAACGACCUUAGCAACAACGACCUUAGCAACAACGACUUUAGCAACAACAACACUUCAACCCUGCACUGAUACCGGAAUCUCAUGUGUUGUCACUAGUAACUGUAACUCCUUUGGAAUUAUUCCUGGUCGCCAGUGUCCAAGUGGUCAGGUUUGCUGUGUCGAUGCCCUUACUAUAGCAACAACGACCUUAGCAACAACGACCUUAGCAGCAACGACUUUAGCAACAACGACCUUAGCAACAACGACCUUAGCAACAACGACUUUAGCAACAACAACACUUCAACCCUGCACUGAUACCGGAAUCUCAUGUGUUGUCACUAGUAACUGUAACUCCUUUGGAAUUAUUCCUGGUCGCCAGUGUCCAAGUGGUCAGGUUUGCUGUGUCGAUGCCCUUACUUUAGCAACAACGACCUUAGCAACAACGACCGUAGCCGCAACGACCGUAGCAACAACGACUUUAGCCACAACGACCUUAGCAACAACGACUUUAGCAACAACAACACUUCAACCCUGCACUGAUACCGGAAUCUCAUGUAUUGUCACAAGUAACUGUAACUCCUUUGGAAUUAUUCCUGGUCGCCAGUGUCCAAGUGGUCAGGUUUGCUGUGCCGAUGCCCUUACUUUAGCAACAACAACCUUAGCAACAACGACCUUAGCAGCAACGACCGUAGCAACAACGACUUUAGCAACAACAACACUUCAACCCUGCACUGAUGCCGGAAUCUCAUGUAUUGUCACAAGUAACUGUAACUCCAUUGGAAUUAUUCCUGGUCGCCAGUGUCCAAGUGGUCAGGUUUGCUGUGCUGAUGCCCUUACUUUAGCAACAACGACCUUAGCAACAACGACCUUAGCAGCAACGACCGUAGCAACAACGACUUUAGCCACAACGACCUUAGCAACAACGACUUUAGCAACAACAACACUUCAACCCUGCACUGAUGCCGGAAUCUCAUGUAUUGUCACAAGUAACUGUAACUCCUUUGGAAUUAUUCCUGGUCGCCAGUGUCCAAGUGGUCAGGUUUGCUGUGCUGAUGCCCUUACUUUAGCAACAACGACCUUAGCAACAACGACCUUAGCAGCAACGACCGUAGCAACAACGACUUUAGCCACAACGACCUUAGCAACAACGACUUUAGCAACAACAACACUUCAACCCUGCACUGAUGCCGGAAUCUCAUGUAUUGUCACAAGUAACUGUAACUCCUUUGGAAUUAUUCCUGGUCGCCAGUGUCCAAGUGGUCAGGUUUGCUGUGCUGAUGCCCUUACUUUAGCAACAACGACCUUAGCAACAACGACCUUAGCAGCAACGACCGUAGCAACAACGACUUUAGCCACAACGACCUUAGCAACAACGACUUUAGCAACAACAACACUUCAACCCUGCACUGAUGCCGGAAUCUCAUGUAUUGUCACAAGUAACUGUAACUCCUUUGGAAUUAUUCCUGGUCGCCAGUGUCCAAGUGGUCAGGUUUGCUGUGCUGAUGCCCUUACUUUAGCAACAACGACCUUAGCAACAACGACCUUAGCAGCAACGACCGUAGCAACAACGACUUUAGCCACAACGACCUUAGCAACAACGACUUUAGCAACAACAACACUUCAACCCUGCACUGAUGCCGGAAUCUCAUGUAUUGUCACAAGCACCUGUAACUCCAUUGGAAUUAUUCCUGGUCGCCAGUGUCCAAGUGGUCAGGUUUGCUGUGCUGAUGCCCUUACUUUAGCAACAACGACCUUAGCAACAACGACCUUAGCAGCAACGACCGUAGCAACAACGACUUUAGCCACAACGACCUUAGCAACAACGACUUUAGCAACAACAACACUUCAACCCUGCACUGAUGCCGGAAUCUCAUGUAUUGUCACAAGCAACUGUAACUCCAUUGGAAUUAUUACUGGUCGCCAGUGUCCAAGUGGUCAGGUUUGCUGUGCUGAUGCCCUUACUUUAGCAACAACGACCUUAGCAACAACGACCUUAGCAGCAACGACCGUAGCAACAACGACUUUAGCCACAACGACCUUAGCAACAACGACUUUAGCAACAACAACACUUCAACCCUGCACUGAUGCCGGAAUCUCAUGUAUUGUCACAAGCAACUGUAACUCCAUUGGAAUUAUUACUGGUCGCCAGUGUCCAAGUGGUCAGGUUUGCUGUGCUGAUGCCCUUACUUUAGCAACAACAACCUUAGCAACAACGACCUUAGCAGCAACGACCGUAGCAACAACGACUUUAGCAACAACAACACUUCAACCCUGCACUGAUGCCGGAAUCUCAUGUAUUGUCACAAGUAACUGUAACUCCUUUGGAAUUAUUCCUGGUCGCCAGUGUCCAAGUGGUCAGGUUUGCUGUGCCGAUGCCCUUACUUUAGCAACAACAACCUUAGCAACAACGACCUUAGCAGCAACGACCGUAGCAACAACGACUUUAGCAACAACAACACUUCAACCCUGCACUGAUGCCGGAAUCUCAUGUAUUGUCACAAGUAACUGUAACUCCAUUGGAAUUAUUCCUGGUCGCCAGUGUCCAAGUGGUCAGGUUUGCUGUGCUGAUGCCCUUACUUUAGCAACAACGACCUUAGCAACAACGACCUUAGCAGCAACGACCGUAGCAACAACGACUUUAGCCACAACGACCUUAGCAACAACGACUUUAGCAACAACAACACUUCAACCCUGCACUGAUGCCGGAAUCUCAUGUAUUGUCACAAGUAACUGUAACUCCUUUGGAAUUAUUCCUGGUCGCCAGUGUCCAAGUGGUCAGGUUUGCUGUGCUGAUGCCCUUACUUUAGCAACAACGACCUUAGCAACAACGACCUUAGCAGCAACGACCGUAGCAACAACGACCUUAGCAACAACGACCGUAGCAACAACGACUUUAGCAACAACAACACUUCAACCCUGCACUGAUGCCGGAAUCUCAUGUAUUGUCACAAGUAACUGUAACUCCUUUGGAAUUAUUCCUGGUCGCCAGUGUCCAAGUGGUCAGGUUUGCUGUGCUGAUGCCCUUACUUUAGCAACAACGACCUUAGCAACAACGACCAUAGCAACAACAACACUGCAACCGUGCACUGUAACUGGCAUCUCGUGUGUUGGCACAAGUAGAUGUCCUUUCGCAGCAGUCAUAAAUGCAAGAGAGUGUCCAAGUGGACAGGUGUGCUGUGUCAGUUCUUUGGUCACUUAAUAAGAACUCAAAGGAUGAGAUUUAACAGACACAGAGUACGAAGCCCGAGAUCACACGUCAUUGUCUGUAUAAACACUGAUGUGAAUAAAAAGGUAACUCUA
Molecule: messenger RNA, 3989 nt
Organism: Haliotis rufescens (red abalone)
Lineage: Eukaryota; Metazoa; Mollusca; Gastropoda; Lepetellida; Haliotidae
Product: mucin-22-like
Exons: 40
Coding region: 19-3888 (1289 amino acids)
Source: RefSeq, a predicted model, not a curated record